AGGAUCGUUUACUACAGCGCAAAUCGUGCGGUCUGCUCCCAGGCUGCUGCUCCCCGCUUUACAUAGCCUGCAGGUUAGGUAGCACAGGCCUGUCUGUCUCCCAGGCCACACGCAGACCACUCCGAGUCCAUAAAGUUAACCUUAUAGUUCCGCUCAUCAUCGACGUCCUCUGGUUGAUCUGCAGGCGCGGACAGGCACCAUGGCUUCUCCGAAAGCAACUUCACAUCCCCAAACUUCGUUUUCACCAAAACGGAAGACAAAGAAGAAACACUUUGUUCAUCAGAAAGUGGAGGUGUUCCGAGCGAGUGACCCCGUUCUGAGCGUGCUGAUGUGGGGAGUCAAUCACACGAUCAACGACCUGGCCCAGGUCCCCGUGCCGGUGAUGCUGCUGCCAGACGACUUCAAAGCCAACACCAAGAUGAAAGUGACCAACCACCUCUUCAACAAAGAGAACCUUCCAGGACAGUUUAAGUUCAAGGAGUACUGUCCGCAGGUGUUCAGGAACCUCCGGGAACGCUUCGGGAUAGAUGAUCUGGACUACCAGGUGUCUCUGGCGGGCAGCCCUCCGGUGAAGGAUGGCGAGGGCCAUGGAGAGAGGCUGCUGCUGACGUCAUGCGACGGGACUCUGGUGGUGAAGAAGAUCGCGAGUGAAGAAGUAGCAGACAUGCAUAAUAUUCUCUCUGAGUACCAUCAACACAUCGUCACCUGCCACGGCAACACCAUGCUGCCCCAGUUCCUGGCCAUGUACCGCGUGAGCGUGGAGAGCGAGGACGCCUACCUUCUGGUCAUGAGGAACGUGUUCAGCUACCGGCUGCACGUCCACCGGAAGUAUGACCUCAAGGGGUCUCUGGUGUCCCGGGAGGCCAGCUUCAAGGAGAAGGGGAAAGAGUUGCCGACGUACAAAGACGUGGACUUCAGGAACAACCUGCAGAAGGUGUAUGUGAGCUCCGAGGAGAAGGAGAAGGUCCUGGACAAGCUGCACCGGGACGUGGAGUUCCUGGUGCAGAUGCGCAUCAUGGACUACAGCCUCCUGCUGGGCAUCCAUGACGUCGAGCGGGCCGAGAAGGAGGAGGAGGGAGAGGAGGGGGAGGAGGGAGAGGAGGGCUCCGCCGAGGAGGAAGAGGAGCAGGAGGAAGAGGAGGAGGAGGAGGAGAACGGCCUGGCUCCCGGCCCCGCCCCGGAGGGCCUGGCGGGCUACAGGGGGGCCUUCAAGCCGCUGGGCCCCGGGGAGCACGACCCCUACGUUGACGUCUACGCCAUCCAGAGCGCCGAAGGGGCCCCACGGAGGGAGGUGUACUUCAUGGGGCUCAUCGACGUGCUGACGCAGUACGACACCAGGAAGAAGGCCGCGCACGCUGCCAAGACUGUCAAACACGGGGCGGGUGCAGAGAUUUCCACGGUUCACCCAGAGCAGUACGCCAAGCGCUUCAGAGAGUUCAUCUGCAACAUCUUUGCCUAGGUCCAAUGUCUGAGGUCUGGGUUCUGUUCACUGUACCGUUGAUGCGGCACUGGAAAGACAAGUCCACCUUCCCCUUAACGCGAUCCUCUUAAAUCGCCAUCUUAUGGACGGCUAUUAGACGAUCUCCCUCAGGUGAAGAACCAGACGACGGUACUGGACUCCCACUCCCAACGCAUAUCGGCACGCCGUGUAAUUGAAUGGCGAUGCCUCGCCAUUUAAUCCACGAGACUUCAUACGUGCACUGUAAGCCCCUGGCGAUUCCUUCUGUAGUCAUGACUACUUUCAUUUCAAAGAGCCGUACCCAGGAAGCGGCUAAACGGACUUCACUUACACUUUCAAUUUGCCAUUGAUUUAAACGUCAAAGGGGAGGCCGAUAUUGUCCGCCGACACGCCAAAUCAGCACUCGGCUCUCCGCUUCCUCCGGUGUGAUUGCCGACCAUAAAUUAAGCCCCCGCCAGUGAUGUGUGGGUACAUUUGCAAACCGUAACAAAACAGCCGUGAAACACGAAAGCUCAGAUCUCCUAAGUGGGGCUCUGAGGGAACAGCGGUGAUGGACGACCCAGAGCCGCCGGCCCGCGGGCUAAUGGGCCGUCCGCACAGACAGGCGCGACUCCUCCUCAUGAAGAUGCAACCGGUCCGAUCCGGUCUCGCCCUGUUGGUCACUAAUGGAUUCACGUGUCCGCGUCAAUCUGCCCUUGGUUUAGUGUCCAGGGAGAAUCCUCCAUCAUAGAACUGAUGCUGUUAUUUCCUCACACAAUCCAAGUCUGACAAACUAGAUCUGUUACAGUCUGCCUGUAAGCUGAGGGGGAACAUAGACUCCUUAGAUCUCUAAUGUUUCCAUAGUGGCCCCAAGGCCAUAGCCAGGGUUUCAAAAAUAGUGGGGUGCGGCUAACGUUGUGGGGGUUGUUUUGUUGAGGGGGGGGGGUUGUAUUCGGCUUGCGCACGCACCACUUAAUAUCACACACGGAAAAAUCUAAGAAAGAACUGUCAACUGAAUUAAGCAUUUACUCAUCUCGGAGAAGUUCGCAACCGUUGAUUUUGUAUACGGUUGUAUUUAGGUUCUAAUUGGCCACGGUCCAGACCUCGAUGACCUCAUAGCUUGCUGCGGGCAUGAAUGUACCUGACGUCCGGUAAAGACCCCAUUAACGAAACAACAAAAGAUAUAGAAACAAUGCUGCACUUUAAAGAGCAGCAUAACGCAAGGAAGAGAGAAAUGCAAAGUGACUCCAUGGUGUGACAGCUGUUCUGAAGUCACAGCGCGUGUUGCUUUAACUGUCAGGUGCUUCAGAACUAGAGCAUCUUAAAGGUCCCAUAUUAUACCACCAGGUGAGGGUGAUCAGCCGUUACAAGCCGUUAUGAAAAUCUGCCUCCGCCUGUGUUUUAGUGACAUCAGAAAUGGGCGUGUCCACCUAGAUGUGUGCUGGAUAGAUCAUUCUACCAGCCUGCUCAGUGGACUGUAGCGAACGUUGCUCAUCUAUCCGUCAUACAUCUAGGUGGACACGCCCACUUGAGAUGUCAGAAGACGCCGAUUUUCAAAACAGCCCUGUAACAGCCCGGCUCAUCACACUCACACCUGGUGGUGUAAUAUGGGACCUUUAGGAGAUUGGGUUGUGCGUUCAGCGUGUUCGGCCCGGUUUACUCCUCACCGCCACAGGUUCUGCUUGUUUCCCCGAGCGUGUAAUUAAGAGCUUUGUCCGCCACAAAGCCUUCGGAGCAGAGUUUGUACUGCUAAUUACGUCUUUGUAGAAGAACAAAUCUCUGGUCGAGAUGGCAGACUGGCUGGCUGACUCACAGACCUACCCACACAUCAACACACACACACACACAUCAACACACACACACACACACACACACACACACUAUUUAAAGUGAAAUAUCUGCAAAUCAACCCAGACCGGACGGUGUUUGGAUAGUAGCCUAGAUUUAUUAAUAGCCAAAGCUCCAUGAUUCACUGCAUGGGUAAAAAAAUACAAAUGGAGAAAAGAUGCUUACAUCACACACACAUGUACAAUCAGUGGAGGGAUUUAAGAUUGAAAUACAAAAUACAUACUGCUAAGAGUGUUUUUAUAUCCCAGGUAUUUAUAUCUUCUGACGGACAGUUAGCAGAACACUACACACGUUCUGUUUCUUCUCCGGGUCAGCCUCUAGAGAGGAGCGCGAUUGGCUGUUUGAGGAGCAGGCUGGUGGAUUUUAACAUCUGGAGUCGAAGCCUCUUUCAAGCAGAAAUCAAAACAUUCGAGUUUUUUCUCGGCUCUAACUUUCUUGUGUAAUACAUUCAGUCGAAACAAAGGCAUCAGAUCUGUUUGUUUGCGUUGCAUGUGGACCAGAAUAGAAUAAAUCACUGUAAACCUUGAUGCUUCAUUCAUGUUCGUGAGUUUCAUUCAUGUUCGCCCCCGAUAACUCAAUAACUGCCUUUUGUCACACAAAGCCAACAAACGUAAGAACUUUCAGUCUUUAAAGUGUUUUUGAGAGAAGACAGAUCGCCUAGGCAACAACGAAGAGAAACCCAAAAGCUGUUAAUCUCUAAACGGCGACAGAGACCCAGUACUGUAAUAUAUGUAGGAAUGUACUUUAUAAAUCUGAUAAUAUAAUAAAAACCUUUCAAAUAA
This is a messenger RNA of Gadus macrocephalus (Pacific cod), 4068 nucleotides long. RefSeq names its product phosphatidylinositol 5-phosphate 4-kinase type-2 gamma-like. Gene Ontology annotation, molecular function: phosphatidylinositol kinase activity. The record is from RefSeq and is a predicted model, not a curated record. The transcript has 10 exons. Bases 200 to 1459 code for a protein of 419 amino acids. NCBI's taxonomy places the organism in Eukaryota, Metazoa, Chordata, Actinopteri, Gadiformes, Gadidae. Gene Ontology annotation, biological process: phosphatidylinositol metabolic process.